AUGGCUUCGGAACACAAAGAAUUUACUGCAGUGUGCACGAAGCUCAAGCUCGAGAUGCUGGAGCUGCUGCAGACGAAGCACGAGCUGCCCCAAGAGACUCUCGAUUGGCUCAAUGAAGUGGUCGAGUACAAUUGCAGCGGCGGUAAGCUCAAUCGUGGAAUGAGUGUCGUCCACUGUACGCAGGCCAUGGCUACAGGCAAAGUCCUAACGCCAGAGCUGCAGGAGAAGGCUAGCAUACUCGGCUGGUGUAUUGAAUGGCUUCAAGCAUUCUUCCUGGUAGCGGAUGAUAUCAUGGACGACUCGACCACACGGCGUGGACGUCCGUGCUGGUUUCGCAAAGCCAACGUGCAGAUGAUCGCCAUCAACGACGCGUUCCUGCUCGAAGCCUUUGUCUUCCAGAUCCUCAAGAAACACUUUCGCUCCGAACCGUUUUAUCUCGACUUGGUCGAGACUUUCCACGAUGUCAUCUUUCAUACAGAGAUUGGCCAGCUGCUCGACUUGACGUCGCAGUCUUUAGACAAGGAGGUUGACCUUGAUCGGUUCACUAUUGAGCGGUAUCGUCAGAUUGUGAUUAAUAAGACAGCGUAUUACACGUUUUACCUCUCGGCUGCGUGCGCCAUGUUCCUCAACGGAGUCGCGGACAAAGCCUCGCACGAUAUAGCCAAGACCAUCUGCGCGCAAAUCGGCGAGUACUUCCAGAUUCAGGACGAUUUCCUGGACUGCUACGGUGAUGAGCAGGUGAUUGGCAAAGUGGGCACGGAUAUCCAGGACAAUAAAUGCAGCUGGCUGGUCGUCCAAGCGCUGGACCGUGCGACGCCCGAACAAAGGAAGACGCUGAAAGAUAACUACGGCCGCAACGACUCGGAUGCCAUUGCAGCGGUGAAGAAGCUGUACAAUGAGCUUGAUCUCGCUGCGGCUUACCACCGCUAUGAGGAGGAGACAUACAAGGCACUCUCUGAGGAAAUCGCGCAAGUGACCGUGAUGCCGUCAGAGGUGUUCAGCUUACUGGUCGGUCGAAUUUUCAAGCGCAACAAGUGA
Molecule: messenger RNA, 1038 nt
Organism: Hyaloperonospora brassicae
Lineage: Eukaryota; Oomycota; Peronosporomycetes; Peronosporales; Peronosporaceae
Source: the annotation of a GenBank genome assembly